Onychostruthus taczanowskii (white-rumped snowfinch) is the source of this 1725-nucleotide messenger RNA. Its product is annotated as skin secretory protein xP2-like. The transcript is spliced from 2 exons. Bases 423 to 1616 code for a protein of 397 amino acids. The record is from RefSeq and is a predicted model, not a curated record. NCBI's taxonomy places the organism in Eukaryota, Metazoa, Chordata, Aves, Passeriformes, Passeridae.
CCUUGACUUAGAGAGAUAAGAGAUAGCCACAGGAAAAGAGGCCAAAGAAUGUAACCUCUCCUAACACUGGCCUCUCCCAGUUUCCUUACUAACCAUAAAAGGUAAAAGUUAGACCCCAGAAAGUAGAGGUAGAACCAAGGGUAUAUAUAUCGAUGAGAAAACCAAUAAAGGGCUUUUGAACCGUCUGCCAUGCUGGUGUCUGCAAGUUCUUAGCCCGAGCAGCCUUGGGGAUUUGGGCUGCCGUGCUGUGUUCUGAACCAGGGCGCCGGGCCUUAACCAUAAGACCACAAGUGGUGCCGUAACCCGGGAAAAAGGAGAAGAAACAAAACCCGGGACUGGGAAUCCCCUGGACAGGACCAGCGGCUGCGGGGGGUCCAGGACUCCACCAAAGCGAGGAGGGACGCCUCCGGACCGCCAGUUUCAUGGAAGCUGUAGCCAGAGUCGUGAGUUAUUUUAAUUUGCACUGGGGAACAAGAUGCGAUUUCAAGCACUUUCAGCUUGCUAUUAAUAGUCUCCAUGAGCUAGGGACGAUAACUCGUCCCAUAGAUAAAUUUAAUUCGGAGAUAUGGAUGAGGUGUAUGAUCGCUUUACCUGAGGGUUUAAAAGCUACAGGCAGUGCAAAAUGCCUUAAAGCAUGGGCUAAAGCAGAAGAAGCUUUAAAAAAGGCUUCAGAACAGCAGGAGGCAUGGGAAGCAGCGAAGACCAUGCUGAUAGCAACCCCAAAAAUCGGGAGCGUAGCUGCGACCCAAUCUGCCCCUGGAAACAGCCCGGAGGGAGGCAGGGGAGCGCGGGAAGCGGGCGUUCCCCGCCCGAACCCGCGCGCGGAUGCGAGCCCGGGACACGACCACCUGGCGCCCCGGGGGGACUCCCCGACCCCUCCGCAGUGCCCGCGGGACUCCCCGACCCCACAGCCCAUCUUGCGGGACCCCUCAAACCCCCCGCGGACCGCGCCCGACCCCAGCUCGCCCGAGGAACGCGCCAAAAUGGCAGCGCCGCCGUCGCACCCACCACCCCCCCCACCGGAAACCGCUGACCGGGGAAAAAUGACGGCGGAACAGCGCGCGCGCUCGUUCUGGGAAAGUUUAACGGCAGAUGCGCGCCGCGCGGAAAGUAUCGCUGCCGCGGCGACCGCCGGCGCCGAGCCGCCGGCGUCCGCGGAGUCCGCCAGCGCCGGUGCGCUAGCGGCAGCCGCGGGAUUCGCCGAAGCCGCGCCGCCGGUGAGCAGGCAGACCGAUGACGACGCGGCGCGGCUACAGCCAGCUCCACCACCGUAUGGCUUUGAAAAUGGCGGCGGGGGGCUAGGAAAGGGGCGGAGCCAGCCGCCCAGCGGCGGGAACGGCCCGGAGCCGAGAAUGAACACUACUGCGCAUGCGCGGGGCGGUGCGGGGGGCAGGAAACGCACGGGGAGCGGGAGCGGCGCCCCUCCCAAGAGGCGGAGCGACACCGCCCAUGGGGGGAGGAGCGGGGCCGCCCCAGAGGGGAGGAGCGAGAGCGACGCCACUCCCGAGGGGAGGUGCGACUCCACCUCCGAGGGGAGGAGUGGGGGCGGAGCCGCAGGAAAACGCGGAGCAAAACGGAAGUGUAUUGGCAUUCAACUUCCGGCUCGGAUACAGUAAGCGGCCAAACCUGCGUUUCCAGUGGAGAGUGCUACCACAAGGCUUGGUGGACAGUCCGACUAUAUGCCAGAUCUCCGUGGACAAAGCGCUGACGCCAGUGCGACACUCC